Messenger RNA from Zonotrichia albicollis (white-throated sparrow), 2051 nucleotides. The record is from RefSeq and is a predicted model, not a curated record. NCBI's taxonomy places the organism in Eukaryota, Metazoa, Chordata, Aves, Passeriformes, Passerellidae.
CCACCUAGAAGAAAAAACACAGUGGGAACAUCCUAAGUCUGGCAAGAGGAAACGUGUUGCAGGAGAUCUGCCAUAUGGAUGGGAGCAGGAGACUGAUGAAAAUGGACAAGUCUAUUUUGUAGACCACAUAAACAAAAGGACUACCUACCUUGACCCAAGACUGGCCUUUACAGUAGAAGAUAACCCAGUAAAACCUACAACUAGGCAGAAAUAUGAUGGGAACAGUACUGCAAUGGAAAUUCUGCAGGGCCGUGACUUGAGUGGCAAAGUGGCAAUAAUCACAGGAGCCAAUUCAGGAAUAGGUUUUGAAACUGCCAAGUCCCUGGCCCUGCAUGGGGCGUGUGUGAUCCUGGCCUGCAGGAGCCCGGCGCGAGGCGAGGCGGCCGUGCAGCGCAUCCUGGAGGAAUGGCAUAAAGCCAAGGUAGAGGCAAUGACCUUAGACCUUGCUUCUCUUCAGAGUGUGCAGCACUUUGCUGAAGCAUUCAAAUCCAAGAAUCUGCCCCUGCACAUGCUGAUCUGCAACGCUGCCGUGUUUGGUGCUCCCUGGUCCCUGACAGAGGAUGGCCUGGAGUCCACCUUCCAGGUGAACCACCUGGGACAUUUCUACCUUGUCCAGCUUCUGGAAGAUGUUCUGCGCCAGUCAUCUCCUGCCAGGGUUGUGGUGGUGUCCUCUGAGUCCCACAGAUUUACAGAAAUUAAAGACUCCUCUGGAAAGCUAGAUUUCAGCCUGCUUUCUCCAUCCAAGAAGGAAUAUUGGGCAAUGUUGGCCUACAACCGCUCCAAGCUCUGCAAUAUCCUGUUCUCCAACGAGCUGAACCGGCGCCUGUCUCCCCACGGGGUCACCUCCAACUCAGUGCACCCUGGAAAUAUGAUGUAUUCCUCCAUUCACCGCAGCUGGUGGCUCUACACACUGCUCUUCACCUUGGCUCGACCUUUCACCAAGUCCAUGCAACAAGGAGCUGCCACGACGGUGUACUGCGCCACAGCGGCGGAGCUGGAGGGGCUGGGCGGGAUGUACUUCAACAACUGCUGCCGCUGCCUGCCCUCGCAGCAGGCUCAGGACAGCGCCACAGCCGCUGCCCUCUGGGAGCUGAGCCACAGGCUGAUCCAAGAACGAGCUGGCAGCCAGGCCAAAUAGCAGCCAGCUCCUGGAAGGAUCAAAACACACGAGUGUGUGCGCGCUCGGAAACUGCCAGCACUGGAACCUGUCCAAUCUUAUCAUCUAGAGGGUUUCCAUGUACCUCAGAUACAGAUUAAGCGGUGUUAAAUGAAAUAAUAGCAGUCACAACAUAGUGAAAAAUGUUAAGUACUAAUGGGAGGUGGGGAAUACUGUGGGUUAAAGGGACAAUGCGGCUUCCUGGGGCUUGGUUAGUCUCGGUUCUCUUUCUUUUGAUUAUAGCCUGUUCAAAGUGUAACCCAAGGAGGCAUCUUCUGUCUUAUUUUAGAAAAGCAAUUCUGCAGAUAAUUUCUGUUGUUUUGAUUAAUGGGUAGGUAUGUAGCCCAAUAUGGGAUUUUCUCCUUAUUUUGAUAAUUGCUGUCUGUUAGGCUUUAGGUAUUGAUUGGGAGAUGGUGGUUGUGUUGAUUCUUUUUCCCUACAAGGAUUUUAUUGGGUGUGGCAAAUCAAAAGAUUAUUGAGGAAAGAAAUCUUUUCAGCCCUGGACUGUUGGCUGCAAGUACAUCUGGGCUGUCUAGAAAAAGAAGGUGCAGGAAGACAUCUGAACAGUAAUGGGAAAGUCACAGCUAAUUAAAUAUUUCUGGUUUUGGUUUUUUUUUUUUUUUUUCCUUAAAGAUUACAAUAAAAGAUAUGUUGUAAACCAUUCCCUAAGUAGUGUUGAGUUAGCAAAGAUGAUGAUGUCUCCUUAAGAACACACAGAGUGUAAUCAGGGGUUUAAAUGGUAUUUCCAUCAAUUUCUCGGUUCACAGUUUUAAGGAGUUUUAUUUCCUUGAAAGUUCACAGUUUCUCAGUUCUCCUGAUACUGUAUCCCAUUCCAAAUCUGUCUUUUCUUUCCAUUUAAAUUCAAUAAAACAACAUGCUUGCUUGAAUAUUGUCA